UUACUGAAAUCAGUCAGUGCGAGUCAGAGGCGCGUGCAGUGCAGUCGUCGAUCUAACCUAACCUAUACACAAUACAAGAGCAAACGACGAGACAAGAUCACAAUCGAAAAAAAAAACGGAAAGGGGGUUAGAAGCAGGACGGCUCCACUCUGCACGAAGGGCGCGCAUACAUACCUACCGUAGGGACGAGCAUCGACGGUGGACGCUCGCGUUUUAUUAUUAUUUCCCCCUGUCGUUACGUUUUCGUUUGUAUCCGAAACAUAUUACUGCUUCGUCCUCUGCAGAAAUUUUGUUAGAUAGAGAGACAGAGAGAGAAGUGUACGGAUCUCUCUUUGUCCAUUUUAUGUGCAUGUGCUCGUCUUCUGAUCAUUCACAAUAACUUCCUCUCCCAGAUACGAGAGGAGGUAGCCUUUUUGGGAGAACCCGAGGUCCUUCGUCCGUGUCGUCGGCUUCUCACGCGUUAUCCUCUCCCAUCCGUUUGCGCUGCUGUUCAUACAAAGAGAGUAGAGUACGUGACGUCUGGAGGGCAACGCGGUUAGAUCGAGCGGAGUGUGGGAUAAAGCGCGCGGCGCGCCUAGAAGCGAACGAACAAUCGUCUGGAUAAGAGUCCCAGCUGAGCAGCAACCCUCCUACAGCUACUGCUGAUACUCGUUCGUCCUCCGUCGAGUCCUGGUGGUAUGCGUUCGGUUUUGCCGCAGCAGUAGACGCAGAGAAAACUUCGCGUAACGCGCGGAGGUGCGGUGUUAGCUGGAGGAGAAGAGCUGGUGGUGCAACGUUUGAUGGCUGUGGUCGGGCCGAGCCGCCACUCGAGAGGAGGGUCGAUGUCUGUCUCGAUGUCCCUUAUGCAGGGUGCGGCGGGACCCACGGCCGGUGCCCAACAGGGCGGCCUCCACGCUGCUCAACCUUAUUACCAUCCCCAGCAUGCUGCUGCUCCUGCUCACACCCAAGAGCAAGUGCAGCCGGAUAGACCGAUCGGCUAUGGUGCUUUUGGUGUUGUUUGGGCUGUAACGGAUCCACGUGAUGGACGUCGCGUCGCCCUCAAGAAGUUGCCGAAUGUGUUCCAAUCCUUGGUGUCCUCCAAAAGAGUAUUCAGGGAACUGAAAAUGCUGUGCUUCUUCAAGCACGAAAAUGUGUUAUCAGCCUUGGAUAUUCUGCAACCUCCGCACUUAGACUUCUUCCAAGAAAUAUACGUUAUAACAGAACUCUUGCAGAGCGAUCUUCACAAGAUCAUCGUUUCCCAUCAGCCACUUUCUUCGGACCACAUCAAAGUAUUCAUGUACCAAAUUCUCAGAGGACUGAAAUAUAUACAUUCUGCCAGGAUAUUGCAUAGAGACAUAAAACCAGGAAACCUCCUUGUCAAUAGUAAUUGUGUUCUUAAGAUUUGUGAUUUCGGAUUAGCGCGCGUCGAGGAACCCGACUCCUCGAAGCACAUGACCCAAGAGGUCGUGACUCAGUACUACAGAGCCCCGGAGAUCCUCAUGGGCGCUCGCCACUACACUGCCGCCGUGGACGUAUGGUCGGUGGGCUGUAUUUUCGGUGAGCUUCUGGGUCGAAGGAUCCUGUUCCAGGCCCAGAAUCCCAUCCAGCAGUUAGAGCUGAUCACCGAGCUGCUGGGAACGCCGUCGCUGACGGAUAUGAGGUACGCGUGCGAAGGUGCCAAAACCCACAUGCUCAACAGGGCCCAGAAGCCUUCAUCCCUUACUGCCUUGUACACCCUCUCGAAUCAGGCGACACCGGAAGUCGUCCAUCUCCUAUGCCAGAUGCUCGUCUUCGAUCCCGACAAGAGGAUGACCGUCGUCGAAGCGCUCGCUCAUCCUUACCUGGAUGAGGGUCGACUCAGGUACCAUUCCUGCAUGUGCAAAUGUUGUUACACAACGAACAGCGGAAUGAGGCAGUACACGACCGAGUUCGAGACUACCGCUCCUCAACCCUUCGAUGACCGCUGGGAACGGAAGCUGACGUCCGUGCGCCAGGUGAAAGAGGAGAUGCACAAAUUCAUUGCGGAGCAAUUGAACACGAGUAGAGUGCCACUUUGUAUAAAUCCGCAGUCAGCUGCAUUCAAGAGUUUCGCCAGUUCGUCAGUGGCACAUCCGUCGGCUCCAACCGUCGCCUCACCAAUGGGACUGACCCUGGUCACUAGGACUACGUAGAUAAGCAUAAACAAAAAUAUAGCAGACAAGACAAGACAAUUUUUACUACCAUUUUUUACAAAUAUAUAUAAUUAUUUAUAUAUAUUUACAAUUUCUUUAAUAAUCAGCUCUCUAUGAACAUAUAGAUAUGUAUUAAAAAUGCUUGAAAAUGUCAGGCGAAUCAACCAAAACUGUACCGAAAGUGUCUCGAGUGGUGGAUGGAAGGAUGAAGGAGAGGAGGAUCAGUUUGCAACAGGAGAAGUACACCAAAUAUUUUUUCAUUCAGGGAUUCUUAUGCAAUGCAAAUUUAAAACACUUGUGGACAAUCUUGCGCUGCGCUUUAUAAUUAAAAGAAAUAACAUUUAAAAAAAAAACGUAUUCAAAUUACGUAACGGAACGUCGAGUGCUGUUUAUCCGGGAUUAAUUUAGUCGGGAGAUUUUAAAUUAAAUUAAAGUAGAGAUCUGCGCUAGCUGUGAAAAA
Nicrophorus vespilloides is the source of this 2610-nucleotide messenger RNA. RefSeq names its product serine/threonine-protein kinase NLK (gene nmo). Gene Ontology annotation, biological process: intracellular signal transduction; protein phosphorylation. Gene Ontology annotation, molecular function: ATP binding; MAP kinase activity. The record is from RefSeq and is a predicted model, not a curated record. Lineage: Eukaryota; Metazoa; Arthropoda; Insecta; Coleoptera; Silphidae. Gene Ontology annotation, cellular component: nucleus; cytoplasm.